AUUGGCCACCACCUAUGCCAGGUCCUAAAUGGCGUUUAUGUUUCAAAUUGAUUUAUAUCUUAAAGGACCGAGUUAAAAAUUAGUUGUUUAUAUAAAGAAGUCGCUAAAAUUCCUAUAUAAGCUAGGUUUUCUUCUGAAGCAAGAACUAUUCCUUCUUUUCGAGAACGCUGUGUUCUUCCUAAUUAUAAAUGUUACAAAUUUGAUCGUGCAUAAUAUUGUAUAUGGUGGAUGAUACGCAGGUCAGUUUAAUGAGACAUGGUAAAUUGUUAACUGAAUCGGCGCCGCAGAAAUUACUGGAGAAAUUUCAAUCCUCGUCAUUGGAUGAAAUUUUCCUGAAAUUGUGCGAGGCACAGAAUGAUGCAGUCACUUUAAAUGAAGCUCAGAGAUCCAAUAUGCAAGACACUGGUAGCGAUGCCUUCAAUCACGAUGAAAACAAAUAUGAACAACUAAAAGGAAACAAAACGGAUUCGAAAAAACAAGUUUCACGAUUAAGAAGAUUCCAAGCUCUAUUUGUGAAGAACAGCAUCCAAAUUACCCGUUUGUAUUCAGCACUAAUUCUUGCAAUAUCAAUACCGAUAUUAAUAUGGGCUACAUUACUUUUGGCAAUUGGUAAUGAUCCACAGAACUUCAAUAUUGGGAUUGUUAACGAUGAAGCUGGCAAUUGCGACAGCAGCAACUUUGGCAAUAUUUGGAAUGAUGAAAUCAGCUGCCACUUCAGCAACCUCAGUUGUAGAUUCCUGAACAAUUUGGACGACUCCAUUGUGACACAGAAGUACUAUAACAAUAUUUCAGAGGCGAAAUAUGAUGUUCAAAGAGGAGAACUUCAUGGUAUAAUAUACUUUCAUCAAAAUUUUUCUGAAGCUCUAAAAAUACGAGUGGAACAUGUUACUUUCGCGAAGGAUUCCGAUCUUCUUGCUAGUCAGAUUCAAGUUUUCCAUGAUAUGAGCGAAAGGCCAAUUGCACUUUUGCUACAGAAACCUCUAUUUGAAUGGUUCUUAGACGUUUUCAAGGCUAUCAUGAGUGACUGUAAAUAUUUGCCAAAAUUGGCUACUCCACCGAUACGAUUUGAAGAUCCUAUAUAUGGUACUACUGAUUUAAAGUAUAUAGACUUCGUGAUACCAUCAAUUCUAUCACUAGUAAGCUUCUCUUUGGGCAAUGUAGUCUCUUCCAUCUUGAUAAUCACAGAUCGAGAGGAGGGUAUCUGGAAUCGAAGCUUAGUCCAAGGGGUAAAAGUAGAAGAAAUUCUGCUGUCUCACAUUGUGGUUGAGAGCAUCAUCACAAUUAUCCAUACCAUUACGGCAAUACUCAUAGUCUUCCCUAUAUGGGGUUUGGAAUAUAAAGGAUCAAUAUUCGUUAUAACCCUCCUUCUCUUUCUCACCGAGUUUUGUGGAACGAUGUGUGGUGAGUACUCCACUCUGUAUAUCAAAAAGCGUACAGCAGCAAUUUGGAAUUUAAUGAAAAUGUUGCGUGAGCAAUAGUAGAGAGCCCGCAGCCGAG
Messenger RNA from Vollenhovia emeryi, 1497 nucleotides. Its product is annotated as ABC transporter G family member 23-like. The record is from RefSeq and is a predicted model, not a curated record. The transcript has 8 exons. Gene Ontology annotation, biological process: transmembrane transport. Gene Ontology annotation, molecular function: ABC-type transporter activity. Gene Ontology annotation, cellular component: plasma membrane. NCBI's taxonomy places the organism in Eukaryota, Metazoa, Arthropoda, Insecta, Hymenoptera, Formicidae. Bases 222 to 1478 code for a protein of 418 amino acids.